AUGGCAAAGCUACUGGCAACUAUUAAGGCAAUCAUAACACGCAUAAUUUUCAGUACUCAUGGAUUCAUCGCCAUUUGGCAGGUGACGCAGAACAAAAAGGAUCCCAUAUAUUGGUGUCUUUGUGUUCCGAUUGGUGUGCUGUUUGUAGAAGGAAUAUUUACCCUAGUAAUCAAGAAAAACCAAGAAUGGCGAUGGUUCUGCCCAUCGGUUUUCAUCUACCUAUCGACCAUCGUGCCUGCGAUAUGGCUUCUGGAAUUGGACAAACUGGAGAAACGUUCCCUCUUCCAGGACCAGAUGCUGAAUGAAACCAUCAAUUUUGCUGCCACCGUCGGCAAAGACCUGAAAGACCUGAACAAAAUGCUCGGCGUGAAAAUUCAACUGCCAGAAAUUCAACUGAACGCCGAUACAUGGGUAACCCUUAUCGAGCAAUUUCUGAUGUUGGUGCUCAUCAUCGGUCGCUGGAUGCUACCCAAGGGAGACCUGACCAGGGACCAACUGAGUCAGCUGCUCCUCGUUUACAUUGGAACCGCAGCCGAUAUAAUUGAAUUUUUCGACUCAUUCAAGGAUAGCAAAAUUGCCAACGAACCGGUGCUGGUGCUGCUGACGCUGAGCAUUUGGUCCUGGAGUUUGAUGCAGUUUACGAUUGUCCUGUCGGCUACACGUGCCCGGAAGCCACGAGGAGGUGGAAGUGUUGCCUCCCAGCGGGAAGAGGAUACCCACUGUUGUAACAUGAGCUGUUGCAAUAUCGACGUUUGGGGAAUCGCUCUGAACAUUCUGCUGCAGGACGCCCCUUUCCUCACCUUUCGGCUGUUGAUUAUCAUACAUUACAAAAUUAUCACUUACAUGAACAUUUUCUUCACAUGCAAGAACACAUUGGUAAUAUUGCUUCAGCUUUAUCGGCUGUACGUGGUACAUUCGGAAAAUCGAAAGACGGCAGCAAAGCGACACCUGGGUAAAAAGCAGGCAUCCGGCGGCAGUGGAUCUGCUCGUCAUUCGAAGCAGCACAAGAAACCCAAUCGAAGGAAAGUAACUGACUUCAGCGACGAUGAGAUUCACGAGAUGCGGAAACUUAAACAACAACAACAUCGUAAAGCGGCAAGCUUGUCUUCGAAAACGCGUAAGGACACCGGCUAUUCAACGGCCAGCAGUCAGACGACGGCCGAGCAGAAACAUUUGCGGAAAACAGGAAAACGCGCUACUGCUGCUUCUGGGCUCGAGGAUGAGGUGACCGUUGAGAUUGGCUUGAAGCAAAGUGGAAAAAAAGGAAAACCGAGAAAGUUAAUGACCAGCCAGGAUUAUGAAGUGGAUGAUGACGGCUUGGAGGAGGUUGCAGAUGAACGGAAGCGGCCGCGUAAUCGUAAGGACUCCAGUAGAAGCGGUAACAG
This is a messenger RNA of Ochlerotatus camptorhynchus, 1385 nucleotides long. RefSeq names its product transmembrane protein 26-like. Lineage: Eukaryota; Metazoa; Arthropoda; Insecta; Diptera; Culicidae. The record is from RefSeq and is a predicted model, not a curated record.